AUGCUUUGCCGGUUCAAGGAUAUCAGAGCUUGUUUUUUGGAAGGAAAGCAGGAUGGAGCGAAGUACGUGACAACUCUAGAGCACCAUCUGCUACCUUUUGCGGAGGAUCUACCAAUUACUUGGACGUUUAUGCAGGAUGGCGCACCUUGCCAUCGUUCACUGCUGGCGAAAGAAUGGCUCUCGGACAACGGUAUAUCGCUUCUAGAGUGGCCUGCGUACUCGCCAGACCUGAAACCAAUCGAGAAUCUGUGGGGUAUACUCGUGAGAUCCGUUUAUGCGCAACAGAGGCAAUUUGAAGAUAUUGAGUCUCUUACUGAGUGUAUCAUGGAAGCUUGGGCAAAUAUUGCACCCAAUACGCUCCGAAAACUUACUGAAUCUAUGCAGAAGCGGUGCGUUGAUGUUGUGUACGCCAAGGGGAAGAAGAUAUGCUAUUAA
Molecule: messenger RNA, 435 nt
Organism: Chondrus crispus (carragheen)
Lineage: Eukaryota; Rhodophyta; Florideophyceae; Gigartinales; Gigartinaceae
Exons: 1
Coding region: 1-435 (144 amino acids)
Molecular function (GO): nucleic acid binding
Source: RefSeq, a predicted model, not a curated record